AUGACUGCGGCCACGCGCGUCAAAUCCAGGAAACGGGAUGAUGGCAACGAGAGCACCACCCAGAUAGCUGACAGCACUAAUGGCUCCGCGACGGAUUUUGCAAAGGAGCACAUCACCGGUGGCUGGCGACCAGGCAUGGACCCCCGAGUCGAUUACUCAGGUCACUUCGAGUUUGGCGGCUCCCUGGGAUGCUUAGGCUUGAUGACGGGGUUCCCCCUCUUGAUGUGGUACAUGUGGAUCGGCGCCACUUACUACGAUGGAAAGCUGCCUCUGCCUGAGGAAGGCCAGUCAUGGCUUGAUUUCGGCAAGCACUUGGGCCAUUUGCUCUACACGGGCGCAUUCCCUCACUUCCGGGCGUGGCGCAUUUACUGGACCUAUUACCUCUUCGAGGCUGCGUGCUACUUGAAAUACCACUGCUCCGCCUAUGCCAGUUUCUACCUCACCAUUUCGGUGAUGGCCGUUCUUCAUGGCACUGGGUGGUUCCCGAUCUACACCUUCCUGGACGAAUUUGGACCGUUGAUGUCCGUGGCGAUCAUUUCGGGCUUCCUUGCUAGCUUCGUGACCUAUGCCUCGGCUUUUGCUCGUGGAGCCCAGCACCGGAUCACUGGAUAUCCUAUCUAUGACUUUUUCAUGGGCGCGGAGUUGAAUCCCCGCCUCUUCGGUAUCCUCGACUUCAAGAUGUUCUAUGAGGUCCGGAUCCCCUGGUUCAUGAUGUUUGGGCUGAGCUGUGCCGCAGCAACUCGCCAGUAUGAGCGGUACGGCUAUGUCUCCGGGGAAGUUUUGUUCCUGGUUAUGGCCCACUAUAUGUACGCCAAUGCGUGCUCCAAGGCCGAGCAUCUGAUUACCACCACCUGGGACAUGUACCAAGAGAAGCUCGGUUUCAUGCUGACUUUCUGGAACAUGGCCGGUGUUCCCAUGUCAUACUGCCACUGUACCCUGUACCUGGCAAACCACGACCCAUCCGUAUACGCCUGGAAUAAGUAUGCACUCACCGCACUGUUUACCUCCUACCUUUUUGUCUACUGGGUCUGGGACUCUGCCAAUAGCCAGAAAAAUGUCUUCCGGAUGAUGGAGCGCGGCACAUGGGUGAAGCGCCAUACCUUCCCGCAACUGCCCUGGCAAGAACUCCACAACCCGAAGACUAUCGUGAGUGAGAAUGGAGAUACUAUCUUGGCAGAUGGAUGGUACGGGCUGGCGCGCAAAGUACAUUACUCUUGUGAUAUGUUCUUCGCUAUCUCCUGGGGCCUGAUUACGGGCUUCAAUAGCCCCUUCCCUUGGUUCUACCCGCUGUUCUUCACAGUCAUGAUUGCUCACCGAGCCAUGCGGGACAUCCACAAAUGCCGAACCAAGUACGGAGAGGCGUGGAAACAGUACGAGAAGCAGGUUCCGUAUCUUUUUAUUCCGUACGUGGUAUGA
Messenger RNA from Penicillium canariense, 1416 nucleotides. Its product is annotated as ERG4/ERG24 ergosterol biosynthesis protein. Gene Ontology annotation, cellular component: endoplasmic reticulum membrane. Gene Ontology annotation, molecular function: Delta24(24-1) sterol reductase activity. Gene Ontology annotation, biological process: ergosterol biosynthetic process. The record is from RefSeq and is a predicted model, not a curated record. NCBI's taxonomy places the organism in Eukaryota, Fungi, Ascomycota, Eurotiomycetes, Eurotiales, Aspergillaceae. The transcript has 3 exons. Bases 1 to 1416 code for a protein of 471 amino acids.